UGACCCACUCACUGCGCGUUUGCCAGUCAGUCUCUCCGGACCUGCCUCGAGCCUCAGGCUGCUGAAAUCACCGCGCCUCACUCGCCUCGACAGUGAUUCUGAGUCUGCUUUUAGCUUCCUUUUGCCUGCCUUGGCUUUUUCUGUUCGUGAACAGCUGUUUGGCCCAUAGCUUAGAGAAAGCAGCCUUUUUCUCUUCAAAGAGAACCUCCUCCCAGUGCUCAGAGAGAUGGGGAGCGGGGAGCCUAAUCCUGCUGGCAAGAAAAAGAAGUAUCUCAAGGCCGCUCUGUACGUGGGUGACUUGGACCCAGAUGUCACCGAGGACAUGCUCUAUAAGAAGUUCAGGCCUGCUGGCCCUCUGCGAUUCACCCGAAUCUGCCGUGAUCCGGUGACCCGCAGCCCCCUGGGCUAUGGGUACGUUAACUUCCGCUUUCCCGCGGAUGCAGAGUGGGCCUUGAACACCAUGAAUUUUGAUUUGAUUAAUGGAAAACCAUUCCGCCUUAUGUGGUCUCAGCCAGAUGACCGCUUAAGAAAGUCUGGAGUGGGAAAUAUAUUCAUCAAAAACCUGGACAAAUCCAUAGACAAUAGGGCCCUGUUUUACUUAUUUUCUGCUUUUGGGAACAUUCUGUCCUGCAAAGUCGUAUGCGAUGACAACGGCUCUAAGGGUUAUGCCUAUGUGCACUUUGACAGCCUGGCCGCUGCCAAUAGAGCCAUCUGGCACAUGAAUGGAGUGCGGCUCAACAACCGCCAGGUGUAUGUUGGCAGAUUCAAAUUCCCAGAAGAGCGGGCGGCUGAGGUCAGAACCAGGGAUAGAGCAACUUUCACCAAUGUUUUCGUUAAAAACAUUGGAGACGACAUAGAUGACGAAAAACUGAAGGAACUUUUCUGUGAAUAUGGGCCAACUGAGAGUGUUAAAGUAAUAAGAGAUGCCAGUGGGAAAUCUAAAGGCUUUGGAUUUGUGAGAUACGAGACACACGAGGCUGCCCAAAAGGCUGUGCUAGACUUGCAUGGAAAGUCCAUCGAUGGAAAAGUCCUCUAUGUAGGGCGAGCACAGAAGAAAAUUGAACGCCUGGCUGAGUUGAGGCGGAGAUUUGAACGGCUGAGGUUAAAAGAAAAAACUCGGCCCCCAGGAGUGCCUAUCUAUAUUAAGAACUUGGAUGAGACAAUCAAUGAUGAAAAACUGAAGGAGGAAUUUUCUUCCUUUGGGUCAAUUAGUCGGGCCAAAGUGAUGAUGGAAGUGGGGCAAGGCAAAGGAUUUGGUGUGGUCUGCUUUUCCUCUUUUGAAGAGGCUACCAAAGCAGUGGAUGAGAUGAAUGGCCGCAUAGUGGGCUCCAAGCCCCUGCAUGUCACCCUGGGCCAGGCCAGGCGCAGGUGCUGAGAAUAAGAAUGCUGUUUGUUUCAGCCUUAGCUGGUGCCUCCUUAGUUUGGGCUCCUUUGUGAUAAGGGGUUAUUUUAUGCUAAUUCACAAGUUUUUUUUUUUUUAAGUGAAUUCUUUUUUUUGAAAAAAAAAUGCAAAACUAGAAAACUUUGUUCAUUUUAGAAUAGAACAUGAUUUCUAAUUGUAAAAUUGUCAUUUUGUACUUUUUUUGAUGUAAUAUCCUUAGAAAUCUGUAGAAUAAAAUGUAUUCCUCCACUGUUUUUUUCCUGAACAGUCAAGGUGAGGCAAUUGAUUGAGUAUAUUUCCCUUCUUAUUUCAAUACUCUUUUUUUUUUCAUGAAAAUAUUGUCAACAUGGUUCUUCUGAAUCUAUCACAGUGAAAAGUUCUAACCUGCUUUUUGAGAAGUCAGUACAGCAGGGGAAAACAUAUGUGAUCCAAUUAACAUCUGCAUUAUUUCACUUAAAAUUAUUAUGCAAAAAUUAAUGUUUUUUCAAAGAAAUGUGAAAUGUAUUUUAUUUUCUUUAUUUAUUUGUAUUCUUGUUUCAUUUUUUAAUAUGUUGUGAACAUGCUACAGACUUGAUAGCACUUUUGACUAAAUGUUGGGAGUGGUCGUAUUAACUUCUUGCACAAAGAAGUAAGCAUAUUGGUGUUUUCUCAAUUAGUCACUGAGAAAAUUAACAGUUUAGGCAGUGGCUAUUUAAAGUAGGAAUUGCAUCUUAAAAACCUUUCCUAAUAGAUUUGAUAUGUGAGGAUACUUUCAGUACCACUCCUACCAUUCAUUUUUCUAAAUUCCUUAGUACAUAUACUUGUAUCAUGUUAAAUUAACAAGAAAGAUGAAUAACUGCGCUGAAUUUCCUUUACCUAUAAAUAAUUUAAUAUUUUACCUUCGGAUUUUACCAACUGUCAGUAUAAAAGGCAAUACUCCACAGAAUGAUGUUGAAAAACUUCUUCGAAGAACACCUUCUAUUAAACUUGUUAUCUCUUGUAAAUUAUUGAGUGUGUCCUUUUGAUAAUAUUCACAGGUGUUUCAAAGGUAAGGAAUAGGUUGUCUCUUGGAUUAAGUCAUAUGCCUCCAGCCAUUAUACGAGAACUGUGAAACCAAUAUGGUUUUCUUUAUGUCUUGGCUGCUUGAAAAUUAAAAAAAAAAGUUUUGUUCAAUAUUGCCGUUACAUUAAUUAGACUGUAAUUUCUAAAUUGGAGAUUCUCUACAUUUCACUUGCAGUUUCCUGUUCUCAUUGCCUGCCUUCCAUUCAUAUUACACUUAUUUUUCUAUUUUUUGUAUUACCUUUUUAAAAAUAUAUACCAGUUCAAGUCCUUUUAGGAAGAAGAAAA
This is a messenger RNA of Symphalangus syndactylus (siamang), 2707 nucleotides long. RefSeq names its product poly(A) binding protein cytoplasmic 5 (gene PABPC5). Lineage: Eukaryota; Metazoa; Chordata; Mammalia; Primates; Hylobatidae. Gene Ontology annotation, molecular function: RNA binding. The record is from RefSeq and is a predicted model, not a curated record.